Theileria equi strain WA is the source of this 489-nucleotide messenger RNA. RefSeq names its product ubiquitin-conjugating enzyme E2, putative. Bases 1 to 489 code for a protein of 162 amino acids. The transcript has 5 exons. Gene Ontology annotation, biological process: DNA repair; protein polyubiquitination; proteasome-mediated ubiquitin-dependent protein catabolic process. The record is from RefSeq and is a predicted model, not a curated record. Gene Ontology annotation, molecular function: ubiquitin conjugating enzyme activity. NCBI's taxonomy places the organism in Eukaryota, Apicomplexa, Aconoidasida, Piroplasmida, Theileriidae.
AUGGCCUCUAGCGCUAAGCGUAGAUUGAUGCUGGAUUUGCAAAAGUUGCAGGAGAAUCUACCGGAAACGAUUUGUGCUAGUCCAAUAGAUGACGAUAUAUUUAACUGGCAAGCCGUUAUAUUAGGUCCAGAAAACACAGAGUGGCAGGGAGGAAUUUUUUCAUUAUCACUGACAUUUCUAAACGACUAUCCAAACAAGCCUCCAAAGGUCAAGUUUUUGACAAAGAUAUUCCAUCCAAACGUAUACCAAGACGGAAGUAUAUGCUUGGACAUUCUUCAGACAGAGUGGAGCCCAGUAUUUGACGUUUCUGGUCUACUUAUUUCCAUACAGUCUCUACUCAACGACCCCAAUCCAAAGAGUCCGGCGAAUAAUGAAGCUGCAAUGCUAUUUGUAGAAAAUCGCAGUGAAUAUAUAAGAAGAGUUAAAUUGGCUGUAUCUGAGAGCAUAGUUACCGCAGAAGCAUCACUAAAUACCACGGAACAAAUUUAA